CCAUGACGUUAUUUUUGUUAUGUAUACCAGCUGAUCAACAGCGCGAGCGUUGCAGUCAAGCCGCGACGUUGGAAAUAAUACAAAAGAAACGGUCUAUUUUCGUGUCUAAUCGUGUUUAUUUCCGUCCUUUGUUCGGUUUGUAUAAUUCAGGAUUAAUUCAGCAGCCAGCAAAAACCUUUUCCAGAUGAGCGACUCGACCGCCAGUGUGCUGUACAGGUUGGGCCACAACAAACUGGCCUGAUACGCUGGCCUUAGGUGUAGCAGCAGUUAUUAACUGAUAUCCAGGAAAAUACGUGGCGGGUGGUGGAAAUAAUGGACAUUGUAAAAGCUGUAAGAACUUGCAGUGGUCAGUGACUAAAGAUCAGGCAGUCAUCUAGAGGCUAACACAGAAGGAAAGUGUUUUAAGUUGCUAGCAAGACAUAAACGUCAUAUAAUUAGGCUACCUGUUGGUCUCUGAUGUCAGACAGCACAGCCAUUGCCAUAACAUAUAUAUAUAGCUACCAGAGAAAUUGAGUACAAUGUGGUUAAAACUCUUUUUCUUGCUCCUGUAUUUUUUGGUUUUGUUUGUCCUGGCUCGAUUUUUCGAAGCCAUUGUGUGGUAUGAGACUGGGAUCUUUGCCACCCAGUUGGUGGAUCCUGUAACACUGAGCUUUAAAAAGCUGAAGACCAUCCUGGAGGGCAGAGGACUGGGAUACUCCGGUCUUGCUGAGAAGAGGGAUGUCAGAGAGCUGGUUGAAAACUCUGGAGACCUGAUGCAAGGGGAGCUCUAUUCAGCUUUAAAAAAUGAAAAAGAAGAAGCAGGAUCAGAUUCCAGCACCAGUUUUAGUGGGGAGAUGCACUUCUAUGAGUUGGUGGAAGACACUAAGGAUGGCAUCUGGUUGGUCCAGGUAAUAGCCCAAGACAGAAAUCCACUACUGAGCACAGUCAACUGGGGGAAGAUGGUACAGAAAGUUUCUCGCUUUGGCAUUCGCACUGGCACGUUCAACUGCUCGAGUGAUGCCAGAUAUUGCCAUAAACGUGGCUGGAUGAAGUCCACUUUGAUCAUGUCAGUCCCCCAGACUUAUGCUUCUAAAGGAAAGGUCAUACUGAAAGAGUAUAACGGUAGGCGAAUUGAAACCGAGCACAUCUUCAAAUGGAUGACUGCCCAUGUUGCCUCUCGCAUCAAGACCAUCCGUUUCUCACAACAGUUAAUAGAUGACUGGUACCAGAGAGAUACGCAACCUGUGAAGAUGUUUUUGUUUGCCAAACUGCUCCAGCCCCCUGCCUUCUUCUCAGCCCUCAGCAUCAAAUUCACAGGGCGCAUAGAGUUCAUCUUUGUCGAUGUUCGCAACUGGGACAACACCACUUGCUUGGAGGAGAUCGGGGUGCAACAGAUGCCCUCGUAUAUUCUCAAAACACCAGAGGGUAUCUACAGAUAUGGCAACAGCACUGGGGAGUACAUUUCUUUGCAUGCCAUGGAAACAUUCCUACGCUCUGUUCAACCAGAGGUCAAUGAUCUAUUUGUUCUAAGCUUGGUUAUGGUCAACCUGAUGGCCUGGAUGGACCUUUUCAUAACACAGGGAGCCACGAUUAAGCGCUUUGUGGUUUUGAUCAGCACACUAGGUACCUAUAAUUCUUUACUCAUCAUUUCUUGGCUCCCUAUUCUUGGAUUUCUUCAGCUACCAUAUUUGGAUAACUUCUAUGAGUAUAGUCUUAAACUGCUGCGCUAUGCAGACACCACCACUCUUGCCUCUUGGGUUAGGGCAGAUUGGACCUUCUAUUCUUCACACCCAGCACUUUUCCUGAGCACAUACCUGGCCCACGGGCUCCUCAUAGACUACUUUGAGAAAAAGAGGAGAUGUGGCAACGAAGACCAAAAUGCAAACAACCUGGAGUGGCUGUCCAGCCUUUGGGAUUGGUAUACCAGCUAUUUAGUACAUCCCAUUGCCUCCUUUCAGAAUGAGUCAGACUGGGAUGAUGAUCCUAAUUUCCUUUUAGAAAGGUUGGCCUUCCCAGACCUCUGGCUUCGCCCACUUGUUCCCAUCGACUACAUCAAAAAUCUGCCCACUUGGAGGUUCAGGUGCACAAAGUCAGUGGGGACCACCAGAAUGGACCAAGAUAAUCCAACAAACAAGAUAGACCAUCUGUCAUUCGUGGAACCAGGCAGUGAGCAGCGAGAACAAGGCUACAACUCCGAGAGGGCUCAUACCAGUAAAGAAAGUUCUGUUGGGAAGAGGUCUCAAGAUUCUGGGUCUUGUGGAGAGGAACAGGACACUGAUUGGUCCCAGUGGCCCUGUGGUAUGCUUCAUUGCACAGAAUGUGUUGUUUGUUUGGAAAACUUUGAAACAGAAUGCCUUGUCAUGGGACUGCCGUGUGGCCAUGUGUUUCACCAGCAGUGCAUCGUGGUGUGGCUGGCAGGCGGGCAGCACUGCUGUCCAGUGUGUCGAUGGCCAUCCUAUAAGAAGAGACCAGCCAGACAACCCUAUGCAGAUUUUCCACUCGAACCAGAAUAGCAUAUACCUUUCAUUAAAAUUCUCAUACAUAACUUAUGAAUCCUUGAUGUGCCCAUUGUAAGUCUGUAGGCCUAUAGAUUCAUCUUAUUGAGUCCUGUUUUUAUUUGUGGUGAUAUUAAUCUGCAUACACAUUAGUGUGUUAUGCCAUUUUCUUUUUGGACACAUCAAGUCUAGACAUGGACUAUAUAUUAAUUAGAAACAUUAAAUUAACCUUUUUAGUCCAUGACUAAUGCUUAAUAUAUACCAAAAAAAUUCGCCUACUGGGUACCUAAAUCUUGCUAACAUGAUUUAAGUAUAUACCUAGAGAUUGUGUGAAAAGUACGUUUUUAUAACUGGCAAAGUGAAGCACUUUUAUUUGUAUCAAAGAAGGUAACGGCAUAACUAUUGAAAAGACAAGUAGCUUUCUUAGCUCUUAAAGUUUUGAAGUUUUAUUGAUGAAUUAAAAAAAAAUCCCUGUCAUAGUUCCAUGUAUAUGUUUAUCGUGUAUUCAGUAUAGAAAUGCAAUCAAUUACAAUUAAAAUUUCAGACCUUGUAUAACACAAAUCAACCACAGCUCUAGGCAUCUCAACUGAUGAUUAGUAAUUACAUCUUUAGACCUUUCUCAGGUGGACAGCUCUGACCAGUAUCUAACAUGGUGGACUUUUCUUAGCGGUUCUACUAAAAUUCUGGUGAUUCUUUAGUUAGUUGCUGGUUAUUUGAGUAGUAGUCUGUAAGAGGACAAGGAUUAACGCAAUUAAAAAGCUGUACUGUCACAUCUAGCAAAACUGGCUUUAGUGUUUAAACAGCAUUGGCAUGUAACAAUUAAACUCAACGUUCUUUUAUAUCGGAGUUUUCAUUUCCAGUCCAAUUUAAGGCAGAGAUUGUGGUAUGAUAUUAAUACAAGGAGUCUCGCACAUAAACUCACUAUAUAGGGGGAAGUUCUUUACACAAGUACCCGAGUUGUUUGAUGUCUGAAAGGGAAAAACGCCCACGGAAAUGUGGGUGAUAAUCCAGUUUUAUCUGCAUUUACUGGUCAGUUAGAGAUGCUUAAAUGUAGACUAUGGGCACAUCGAAGUCAGAUUCACCUAAAACACCUUCUCUCAAGUCUUCUCAAAAUAGAAUUUUGUCCUGAAAACAAAAUACAAUAAAUGUCAGUCUUGCAUAAUAACUGUGUAGUAAAAACAAAUGUUAAUAUUUGUUAAAGUAACUGACCUGUUUGACUGUCAUUUUAAUUUUGCCAACAUCAGGAUUCAUUCCCCAAGUACGACUCUUCUACACGGCCCACUGGCCUUCUUAAAGGUUAGCUUGCUCACAUCAAGCUGACCUAAUCAGGCAUUGUAAACAUGGGAGGAUGUCUUGACCAUCCUAACCGGCAUUUAUUUCAGCAUUGCAUUUUGUCAACUGUUCAUGCAGACUGUAAGAUUUAGACAAUUUAGUAAAUGUAGCUUUUCAGAGUCAGGUUGUAAGUCUGUAAUUUUAUUUCAGUCAUCAGAGACCUCUAGACACAUCAACCUUAUGUUUAAUCCAAAAAAACAACAACUUAAUCAAACAAAAAUGGAAAAACCUGCUUGCAUACAAGGUAAAAUGGCCAAGAUUGAUCUGCCUGCUAGAUCCAUCUCUAGUCAAAUAUUUUUUUGCCUUAUUUUUCCCCAUGAAGCAUGGAAUUUGUUUUCCCUCUGGCCAGAAUGUAUGUAUUGUAAUACCAUUAUUAAUGACCUUACCCCACUGACUUUUUGUGUAAAUUUGAAACAGAAAUUGGAUCAUUGGCUUAAUGUGAUGUUCAAUUCAUUAAAGUUGACUUUCACAGUUUUA
This is a messenger RNA of Hemibagrus wyckioides, 4283 nucleotides long. RefSeq names its product ring finger protein 103 (gene rnf103). The transcript is spliced from 4 exons. Gene Ontology annotation, molecular function: ubiquitin-protein transferase activity. Bases 519 to 2492 code for a protein of 657 amino acids. Lineage: Eukaryota; Metazoa; Chordata; Actinopteri; Siluriformes; Bagridae. The record is from RefSeq and is a predicted model, not a curated record. Gene Ontology annotation, cellular component: endoplasmic reticulum. Gene Ontology annotation, biological process: protein ubiquitination.